Symbiodinium necroappetens is the source of this 1254-nucleotide messenger RNA. The record is from the annotation of a GenBank genome assembly. Lineage: Eukaryota; Dinophyceae; Suessiales; Symbiodiniaceae.
AUGUUGGACGACUUGCGGACCUUCGACUACCCAGCCCAAGAUGACGACGGGGAGGAUGAGGAGGAUGAUGACAAUGGCGACAAUGAGGAUGAUAAUAAUAUCGGCAGUCGUGAUGACGACCAGGGCGAUGUCCAAGACGACGAGGAUGACGAGGAGGAGGAGGACAAUGACCAUGUUGGCGACGAAGAGGGAGAGGAUGAGGAGAACGACGAGAUUGACGGCUUAGUGAGUGUGUGGCGGCAUGCAUUGGACUUGCGCGAUGUUCAAGGAGGGUCUUGCCAACAGGACUUUUGUGUUCUUUAUCACUACACCCACGAGCUGGCCUUCCGCAAUGUGGCCAACAAGAAGCAGACGACAGCAGAGCUAUUCGCUUCCUUGCUGGACUCGCGCGCCCACUUCGGGAAAGGCGUUUACUGCACGCAGUAUGAGCCAGCUGUAUGGGGCUCCCGCACUCGUAUUUUGCUGAACAACUACAGCAAUUCGAGCCCUUUGCGCGACACAACAGACGCGGAGUCUCAGCGAGUGGAGAAGGAAUGGGGUACCGGCAAUGCUGAAGGCCAUCGUGCAGCCUUCUGUAUUCCGAUUCUAGUCCCAAUGGAGCUCGCAUACAAUAUCUUUGAAAGGCAGACGCCAGACCUCGCGCAGAAGAGCGUGCGCGACGCCGAAACAGGAGAGGAGCGCGGGAUCCGGCUGGGCGAGGACUACAAAGGGCGGCCUGUGGACCGCAACCGGGAUGUCUGGGUUCUGCAGCUGACGAACGAAGCUGGAGAGGUGCAACAUGCCGGCGCCGAAGCAGAUGGUCUGCUGAGGCUGCUAAGGACUCGCCUGUCCAAUCUCCGCGAAGAGCUGGGAGACGACGCAGAGCCGACCCUGGACUGCAUGCAGGAGCUUGGGAGUAGGCUGCAGAACCGCGCCUACUAUGAUGAAGCAGAGAAGCUUUACAAGGAAUGUUUGGACCGCCGCAGGGCCAAACUCGGCGAAAGACACCAAGAUACCCUGGACUCGAUGAGUGAUCUUGCGAGGCUUCUGGAGGAACAGGGACGCUAUCAGGAGGCCGAGGUGCUGGCCCGCAAGGAAUUGGAGGCCUGCCGUGCCAAGCUCGGCAAGCAUCAUCCAAGCACACUGACCUCGAUGAACAACUUGGCUAUGGUGCUGGAGGCACGAGUUAGUUACCGUAAGGGUUUCGGGCCUGCGGAAAUGCGGGCGCGGGAGGCUUUGGGCUUGGGACUCUCUGUGCACUCUAGUUACUCCUAG